AUGAAGAAACUAAAGACGGCAAUGGAGAAGCUGCAGAAGAGUUUCUUGUUGGCCAAGAGACAGAUCAGUGAUGACUUUGAAGAGGGUGGCGAGUCCAUGGGUGUGCCUGAGGACGUGAAAGAAGGGCACUUUGCAGUGGUGGCGAUUGAGGACGACCAAAUUAAGCGGUUCGUGGUGCCGCUCAGCUGCCUGACGCACCCUUCCUUCAUGAGGCUGUUGGAGAGAGCCGCCGAAGAGUACGGGUUCCACCAGGAGGGUGCACUCAUCGUUCCUUGCAGGCCAAGCGAGCUCGAGAGAAUAGUCGCCGAGCACUGGAUUAAGGGCUGUUAG
This is a messenger RNA of Thlaspi arvense, 330 nucleotides long. Lineage: Eukaryota; Viridiplantae; Streptophyta; Magnoliopsida; Brassicales; Brassicaceae. The record is from the annotation of a GenBank genome assembly.